CGCGGGCACCAUGUUGGUGAUCCGUGCUGUAUAGGGUGUAUCUUUACCAUGUGCCCUUUGCUACGUGGGAUAGGGCCCAGGGCCUCCGUCCCUGACAUCUAAAUGUGAUCUAAAUGACUACCGGCGGUCCGACUCCAGGAGCGUCAGACUUAUGCUGAUCGAGGGGAAACGACUGAACGUCAGUAUAUUUUCGAGCUGGCUUGUUCAUCAGAUAAUUGCGUUGUGGCGCCGCCGGUAGCCGGACCGCUGCUAUGCUUCGCGCGAGGCGGCGAGCUGCGCUCCAUUCCCGGCCGCGGGGACGCGCCUGAAGCCGGCGAUCCGCUCCGCGCGCCCGGUGUGAAAAUGCUUUCCGGACCCGGAGGGAUGUUGAAACCCUUCAUGGAUGAAGAAUAGGAGUAGCAGGAUCUCUGGGGGACCAGUUUUACUCCAGAGGAACCAGUGAUACAUGUAGGUUCAUCUGCCCUGUGCCAUGAGUGAGGCCAGUUCCCCGCUCGCUGGUGUGGGGCCUGACGGUUCGCUUCCGGAGCCAGAGGGGGCCGGGACAGGAGAUGGAGGGGUGGAAGACCCAGGCGGCCCCCACAGGUGCCCUGAGUGUGGGAGAUGCUUCUUGGGUUCAGCCGAGCUGGAGCAGCACGCGGCGUCCCACGAGGAAGCGGAGGAACCGCAGCGGCGUGAGCCGCGUGACCGCCGGCCUGCCCUCUCCUCGAGCCUGCCCAGGCGCGCCAACGCGGGCAGGCGUCCGCACAGCUGCCUGCUCUGCACCAAGACCUUCAUCUCCUCGUCACACCUGGCGCUGCACCUCCGCUCGCACAGCGGUGAGCGCAAGUACAAGUGCAGCGUGUGUGGAAAGCUCUUCCUGCAGUCGUCGCACCUGGUACGCCACAAGGCCAUCCACACAGGCGAGCGGCCCUUCAAAUGCCCCGAGUGUGGCAAGGGCUUCGGCCGCGCCUCGCAUCUGAAGACGCACCGGCGGCUGCACACCGGCGAGAAGCCCUUCAAGUGCACGCAGUGCGACAAGGCCUUCACGCAGAAGGCCGGCCUCAUCGUGCACCACCGGCUGCACACUGGCGAGCGGCCCUUCUCUUGCAGCGCCUGCGGCCAGGCCUUCCGCUGCGCUGCCCACCUGCUGUCCCAUCAGGCACUGGAGGCGGGAGAGCACCGAUUUGCCUGCGACUACUGCGACCGCGCCUUCCGCUCAGCGGCGGCGCUCAGGCGCCACGAGGCGUCCAGCCACAGCGGCCAGGAGGCCUUCCGCUGCGGCGUGUGCCGCCGCUCCUUCGCCCGUUCUGCCUGCCUGCAGCCACACCUGCAGGACGACGGCGCCUGCCGGCCCUACCACUGCAUGGUGUGCAACAGGACCUACACCAAGAUGGCCACCUUCGAGAAGCACUGUCGGCAGCAUCAGCGGCACAGUGGGGCCGUGGCAGCGGCCAGUGCCGAGGAAGAGGAGGGGCAGGAAGAGGACGGGGACCUCAAGAUGUCUCCGUCGGCCCAGCCGGCUGGCCUUCAGUCCCCGCGGCCUCCCCAGAACGAGGUCACCACGCGAUCCAGGGCUCGGGCCAAAGCGAAGGGCAAGAUGGCCGACCCUGAGUGAACGCCAUCAAAGCCCUGGGACAGAGCACUGAGGAAGAGCUGCUUGGGAAGACAGCCAGCCUCGGGUCACACGCCAUUCUCAUACUGAUUAUAAUCCGAAACAUUCCAAAUUCUUCCCGUUGUCGGUGCAAUAAAACAUUAAGGGUGAUUCCGUUCACUGCACUAAAUAUUAAAUACGUUCCUUAUGUAGGUGAUGCUAGAGCAGCAUGUUCUGCUAAAACAGCAAGCUGGCUGCUGUCUCCUGACAACUAACUAGCUGUUUAUUUCAUCGUUGAAAUAACUAAGUGGGGCCGUAGAAACGACACACCUGCCCCAGGUGAAUAUUACCUGGCUUUUCUCAUGAAAGGUUGCAGGUUUGCACUUUUCCUCGUGUGAGACGAGCACCUUUUUUUGCACACUUCUUAUGGCGUUGCAUCUGUGUAGUGUAGCAUCUCCGGCACUGGCAGUUCUGAAUCAACUCCAUGGAGCUGGAAUUGCUAAAGUGAGACGCUGAUGUGCGGAUCCAGUUGGAUCCUAGUGGUAUGGAAAGCGAAGGGUGUAUUCAGUAUCUCCUGGAUGGCUGUGCUACAGAGGCACUUUAGGUUUGGGUCACCUACCCAUCAUGUACCAUAUCAGGAUGAACAGCAUCUUUAUUGCACAGGUGGUUUAUCGGUGUGGGCCAAAGGUUUACACCAGAGGUGGGGAACCGGAUCCAUGGAGGGCCGGUGCAGGUUUUUGGGAUGACCUCUCAAUCAGCCAAUAAGGAAGCAGCGUCUCUCAAAUCCAGUCCUGGGGACCCACUGUUAUUG
This is a messenger RNA of Paramormyrops kingsleyae, 2381 nucleotides long. RefSeq lists its product as uncharacterized. The record is from RefSeq and is a predicted model, not a curated record. NCBI's taxonomy places the organism in Eukaryota, Metazoa, Chordata, Actinopteri, Osteoglossiformes, Mormyridae.